Molecule: messenger RNA, 886 nt
Organism: Candidula unifasciata
Lineage: Eukaryota; Metazoa; Mollusca; Gastropoda; Stylommatophora; Geomitridae
Source: the annotation of a GenBank genome assembly
GCGGAAAAACAGAAAAGAGCCGGACAAGGGGGGGGGGGGGGGGGGAUUCAGUUUUUCACGGAGACCAAAUGAAAAUACUUUCACACUAACAAGAUCAGAGCCAGUCUUUGAAAAAGUUUCAGAGAAAUCAGCUAGAAGUGAACUGUUGUUUAAGACAUACGAGAUUACCCAGAAUGAUAUUAGGGAGACUUCUGAUGAGGCUACGCAGCAGAACAUAUUGGACCUUAGCCUAGACAAGUUCGGGCCUUACAAACUCUGGCUGUAUCAGGAAACGAUGUUUGCAGUGGCUCAGAAAAAAAAUGGGUUUCCUACCAUAUUAUUUCCUUCAAUGUUCCUAAAAUGCCAAGGUUGGCUGGACGUGAUGGCAGUGAAUUCCCAGUCGGCCAUUGUCAACCUAGGACAUCCCAAUGCUGUGGUUUCUCUGGCUACAACUGGUAUGGAUCGCAGACUGAAGAUAUUUGAUCUGAGAAUGUACAAAGAACUCAGCCGAUUCCAGUACAUCGCAAGGCGCUGUCCUGGACUUUUAUUUCUGUACAAAGAUAAAACCACCCAGACCCACCAACCAGACAAGCCUUACAUCUAUCAUUGUGCUGACAGGCUGGUGGCAGAUCUCACGUUCUCUCCGUAUGAGAAUGUGUUUGGCAUAGGACACGUGUGGGGAUUCUCCAGCAUCGUAUCAAGGUCUCAAAAAAAAAAAAAAAAAAAAAAAAAAAAACAGACUAAAGUGCUCAUGUUGUUGGAUAAGGUCAGGCCUGAGUUGAUCACAUUGGAUGGCCAGAUAUUGUCCCGAAAGAAGGGAGUGCAGGAGCAGCACUUUAGGGCUGCAGUGAGAGAGAUUGUGAGGACAAAGCAGGUGGGGAAAAAAACAGCUACAGAUUUUUAUUAA